Messenger RNA from Chara braunii, 5405 nucleotides. NCBI's taxonomy places the organism in Eukaryota, Viridiplantae, Streptophyta, Charophyceae, Charales, Characeae. The record is from the annotation of a GenBank genome assembly.
UCCUAUCUAUCCUCUGUCUCUCUCUCUCUCUCUCUCUCUCUCUCUCUCUCUCUCUCUCUCUCUCUCUCUCUCUAUAUAUAUCUAUCCUAUCUCUAUCCUAUCUAUCCUAUCUAUCUAUCCUCUCUCUCUCUCUCUCUCUCUCUCUCUCUCUCUCUCUCUCUCUCUAUCUAUCUAUCUAUCUAUAUAAAUACAUAAAUAAUUCCUCAUAUACUAUAUUCGAGAUGUUCUCACCGGAGGUUGUAGCUGCCGCUCAAUCGGGGCGUGCGGAACAGCAGUACGCCCUGGGACUUUGGUACAAGAAAGGCAAAGAUGUGAAAUCUGAUGCCAUCAAGGCCGCCGAGUGGUUUCAGCUGGCAGCUACUCAAGGACAUCCGUUUGCACAGUAUGAAUUGGGCUUGUGCUAUGCCAAAGGCCUCGGUGUCAACAUUGACAGGUCUCAGGCUGUGGGCCUGUUCGAGCUGGCAGCGAAGAAAGGCCACAGCGAUGCCCAAUACGAGCUGGGGUUAUGUUAUUGUCGAGGCCAAGGGGUGGGUGUGGACGAAGACAAGGCGCUGGAAUGGUUUGAAUCGGCAGCGAACCAGGGUCACGUGAGAGCGAAGUACAAGGUGGAAUUCAUGACGUCGCACAAAAAACGAAACGCGCUGCAGAACAGUGGGGGAGGUGGGGUUGGUGGGGGAGGUGGGGGGGGUGGGGAACCCUCCUCCUCCUCCUCCUCUGCUUCUUUGUCGUCGUCCUUCUCCUCUAGGGGCAUGAUUGGAGAUCGCCCGACGGCUGCGGCAGGCCAUGGCGGCACUGGAGGGGUCCAUCCCCCCCCUUUCUCGAGCAACCCCAUGGGAGGUAGCAGUUGCAGCAGCUGGCAUCAUGCUGAAAUCCACCCCCUCGACAGCAGCAGCUCCCCUCCUCCCCCCCCUGCAGCGCCCCCCCCUUCUCCCUCUCCUCACUCUCUCGACUCUGCUGCUGCCGAUCACUUGUGGCUGGGAGCAGCAGCUGGAGGUGGAGGAGGUGGAGGUGGUUAUCGUCCUUCCCCUCGCGAUGAUGCGCGAAGAUACGUCGAAGAAAACUGUGCUAAAAAUAGCAACAACAACAACAAGAACGUCAACAACAAUUCUCUCAACAGCCUCAUCAACCGUAUUCGCUCAGAGUGCCACGUGGAUGAUGACACCGCUGAUGACGACGAGAACUACGACGACGACGGCGUGAACACGGCCGCAGCCGCGAGUCCUGCGCACGAAGGCGGCUCCCCUCUCCCCUCCGAUCUCCUCCAUGCGGACGACUUCGUCGUUGUGCACUACCCGGAGCCCGAGGAGGAUGAGAUACUUAUCCUGUUCAAGCUCUACAAUCCCAAGCUUGAGCAGCUGCGCUAUGUGGGCCAGCGGCUCGUUCGGCUCACCUCCAUGCCCAUGGAUUUGACCGCAGAGAUGACCAAGUUCGCCGGCUUUGCCCCCGACGAAGGGAUCAUUCUCUGGAAAGAGAACAAGUUCGCUGAACCUAGGUACCGAUUCGUUGACAUGGACACGACCUUCGCGGACAGCGGACUUGUGGACGGCGAUAUCGUGUGCUAUCAACGCACUUCGGAGGUGGGGGAGAUGGACCGCUUCCGAUUCCCAGACAUUCCCUCCUACUUCCAUCACCUGGGAUCCCGACAGGUCCUGCAUUUUCGCCGACUGAGGCAGCCGCAAGACGACGACUUUGUGCUCACGAUGUCUGCCACCGAUCCCUUCUCCUCCGUUCUCGAAAAUGUGGGCUCCCGCACCGGGGUCUCUGACAUCCAACGUAUCCGGAUUGCAGGCCAUAGCCCCGACUACCAUCUGCCGAAUGUCGUCGGGAUCGAGUGCGAGGAUGCGACGCCUGUGUCUGCCCUGCUCUCCCUGUACAAUUUGGGUGCAGACAUCUUUUAUUACGAAAUCAUAGACUUCAUGAUCCCCAUGCAUGGACUGAAGAUCCUAAGGGUGUCCUUUUACAAUGAGCAGGUCGAGAAGAUGGCUGAUUGCACGUUGAGGCUUCCGAAGACGACGACGGUGGAGGAGGUGGCUCUGGAGAUGAAGACCAAACCUGAGGUCCGCCAGUGCCUGUCGAGCCCUGGCGCUGCAGUCCGGAUCGCGGCCAUUGUGAACAACAAGUUUUGCAAGCUCCUCGGUCCCGAUCUCGAGGUCCAGGCCUUGCACCUGUAUAACCAACACUGCGAGUUUCGAGCUGAAGAGGUUAUGGGGAGAAUUAUGGGGAUGGAGGAGGUGGAGGAGAGAGGGGGGGAGGAGGAGCUUCCUGACGGGUCGACGAUGACCCCCAGCAGCACCACCACCACCACCACGACGACGGCGGCGAGGACAUCAGUAGCCGCCGCCCAGUGUCCGAAGGCGGCACCGAAGAAGACGACGAGGAUGAUGAUGCUUCACGUCUGUCACUUUGAUCGGCCGAUUUCGCGCGGGCGCAAAGUGUGCUUGUUUGGAAGUCCCUUCUUUGUCCCCGUUGGUCAAACCGACAGCCUCGCUUCGGUCAAACAGACAAUUCAACGGAAACUGAACGCCCCGGCGGAGGAAUUUUGCGAGUGGAGAUUUGCAAUGUUGAAGAUGAAGUGGGUGGAUGUUGUGUCCGAUGCGGAGCCCACUUAUCUCAAGGACGAAGACAUCGUGGCUGUCAAGUUCGACGGGAAGCUGAUCUCCCCUGAGUCCAUCUCCUCUGGCCUGCUCGAGGAGGAUUUCCUAAUGGAGAAAGAGAUCGUUGUGAUGGGCUUGGAACACGAUUUUCCCAAUAGACGAGGAGGAGGAGGAGGAGGAGGAGGAGGGAUUGGGAGAUGGUUUCAGGGUUCAUCUGUUUGCGAAGAGUUUCAUGACGGGUCAAUUGGAGGUGUGGAAGGAGAAGGAGCCAGUGUUUCGAGAGCAUCGGAGGAAGACGACGAAGAAGACAUGGUCGAAGUUGUGGCAGAAGGGUACAACCCCUUUGGGGCCUUUGAAUGGGAGGAGGAGGAUGAGCAGACUACUAGUUCUACUAAUAUGCCUACUGCUCCUCCUCCUCCUCCUCCUCCUCCUCUCAGGCAAGCCCUUGAUCUGUCAGCGAGUGGAUCCCAGGCACUCGAUCAUCGGCAACUGGGCGGCGGCGGCGGCGCUGGCGACAUGGAGGUGGUGUCCGUGAUGAGCAGGCUGGAGGAGAAGGAAGAGGAGGUGCGAUCUGCGCUGGCAAAGGAGAAGGCCAUGGAGGCCAAGGUGAUUGAGCUGACGGAAGAGAUAGAGGCGCUCAAGACGUCGCUGGACCGGAAUGCAUCCACACUUGCGGAGAAGGAUGGCGAGAUUUUGCAGAUGAAGGCUCAGCUGCUGGAGGCUGCGGAGGCGUCCCUCUCUCAUCAGAGGGAUGUGCAGCUGGCAGCAGCGGCAGCGCAGUGCAACUUGCACGAUGCAGAGGAAUGUGAAAGGUCCACGACUGAGCUCCGGGCGAGGGUGGAGGACACCGAAAGACAACUGAUGGACGCCCGUGCGAGAGAGGCGGAUUUGACGGAGAAACUCAAGGCGGUGAAAGUGCGGAGGGACGAGAGUGGGCAGGAGCUGAGGGAGUGGCAGACCAAAGCCUGCGAGGCACAAGAGCAAGCAAAGAGAAUGCAGGCGGAAGUCGACGAGUCAGCACGGAGGGAGGCGGAGGCAUCGCAGCAAAUGACGGUGUGGAAAGUGGCCGCCGAAGAGGCUCGCAAGCAGCUGGAGGAGUGGGAAAGCAGAGAAACCACCGCGAACUUGGGGCUGCAGCAGAAGACGGAGGAGAUAGAGUAUCUCCAGGGCGAACUGUCGUGCGAGCGAGAAAGAACAGAAUCUCUGAGAAGGGUCUCGAGGGAGUUCCAGAAGAAAGCAGAAGAUGCGCAGACAAAAAUGGAGGAGCUCGAGGAUCGCCUGCGCGCGAUGGAAUCUGUGCUGUCGAGCAAGGACAGUGAGAUCGGGUCGCUCAAGGAAGCUCAGGAAAGGCUCGCUGCUGUCGAAGUGCUCUCGGACGAAAAUUGCAGCAGCAGCGAUUCGCAGCUGCACGGUCUGCAGGAGGAGUUGCAGGAGAAGCUCGAGGCCACGGAGUCAUGGCUGAGAGAAAAGGAGGCGGAACUUGAGGCACUUAGAGUAAAGUUCAAGGAGAAGGAGAUGGUACUGUCAACGAAGCACUUUGUGGAGUCGGCGCGCCAGUUGAAGGAGAUCGACUUCCUGCUGAAGAGUCUCGAAGAGGUGGAAUUGAGAGCGGAGGAGGCGACGAAGAAGAUCACGGAGAUGUCGUCGUGGACGGUGGCGGCGGAGGAGAAGCUGCAGAAGCAGGAGCUGGAGAUCGACCGUCUGAAGUCUAAUUUGGAGACGAGGUUGGGAGAGAGGGACGCGGCUACGAGGCAGCAACAGGAAGAGUGGGAGGGGAAGCUGCGGGCCAAGGACGAGGAGGUAGCACGUCUCAAACAGACGAUGGAUCGGAAGUCGAACGAGAUCAUGCAGCUCAAGGAGAGGUUGGCCCGGGAGUCGAUGGAGGCGCAGACGCGGUCUUCUCAGAAGAUGGCAGAUCUCGACAAACAGUUAGCUGACAAGAAUGUGGAGAUGGCGCGCCUGAAGGAGCGGUUGAGGACCGGAGAAAAGGAGAGGAAGAUGGCACUGCAGGGAGUCGAAGAGCUUGAGGUAAUUGUGGGAAAGAUCGAAGCAGAUUCGGCGCAGAAACUGCAGCAUCUUCAGGAGGAGAUCAAACGAAGAGAUGCACAGAUCAGCGUGCUGAAUGGCCAGAUGGAAGCGAAGGCCGAAGACGCAAAGGAGGCGGAGUCGUUAUACGGACUUCUGCAAGAGAUGGAGCACAGAUUAGAGGAACUGAGGCACGAACACGAGAGCCUUCAGAACAGAGCCCAGCAGGAGCUGAAGGAGAGGGAGAUGGAAAACCGAAAGCUAUGGAACUCGCUGCAGCUGCGGGAGAGGGAAGUCGAAGCACUGACUCGGCGCUCACAGGUGAUGGAGAAGCAGAUGGAAGAUACACGACGGGCAAUGUCAACGAUGCAGGCGCAGUCGAGAUCGAAGUCCAGCUCUAGCGAGAAGGAGGCCAAAAUCAAUCAAUUCAAGAGUCAACUGCAAGAAAGGGAUAAAGAUCUGGGUUUGGCAUUCAAGAGGCUGGAUGAACUGGAGAAGAGUCUGGAGAAUGCGCAUCAGGAGGCGGCAGCACUUCGCGAACGCUGCCAGACGACCGACCUCCAAAUCGAAGAAAGCAAUUUGGAGCUAGCGCUGGCGCGAAGCGAGCUAGAGGCAAAGGACAAGGAUGUGGAACGUCUCAGAGAAACCGUCGAAAAAUUGCAAACUCAGGUGGCAGAGAUCCGACAGAUGCAGAAGGGAGCUCACAAACCGGUCACGAAGACCGUCGUUCACUAUCCGUUCCCGCUGCACGAUUGACAGGUACAUAAACAAAAGGGGAAAAGACUU